UCCACUGACACCGUCACAACACCACUCCCGCACUCUCCAUUCUCCGCCACAAUAAUUUCCUCACGGAUACUGCCUCAUUAUAGCAUUACUGAUUUCUUAAAGAGACGAGGUGAUCGUUGUGAGUGUGGUGAUGUAGCAGCCUGACUGUUGUUCACACGACUGUUCCCUACACCUCACCAGGGCACUGCUGCUCUCCACACUAGUGCACUAAAACACUGCUAUUCAGUAGGCCGCAUCUGGGGGCAACUGCUCACUUCUCGCCAGGAAGCAACUGUUCACCACCCUUACUGCUCUCAUCUACAAACACAAACUAUCAAGGAGGCAGAAACCAUGGCAGACUUCGAAGAAUUUGAAGUGUCAGAAAAUAUCGGGAACAGCGAGUAUGAAGCUUUCCAGAAACUGGGCAUUAUCAUCAGCGUUGUCAUAUCAUCGUCGGCUGUUGUCGGGGUGGUGGCCAACGCUUACGUUGUCUGGCUUCUGAGGUCGCGCGCUGUCUUCUCCGUCUCCAGCGUCUAUUUGCUCAACAGGUGCUUAGCUGACCUCCUCUUCCUCCUUCCAGCUCCUGUAUUUGCAACUCAAUACAGCUUGAUGAACUGGGUAUUUGGGAAUGCCAUUUGCAAGUUAACUAUGGCUCAGUUAUAUGUAUGCAGCUAUGCUAGCUAUUCUUUUAUGAUUGCACUGAGUGUGGACUUCAUGCGCGUUGUCACCCAACAUGUGGAUGACGAUCGCUCCGUUCUAAUGAAGAUUCUAGUCACAGUAAUCUGGGCUACGGCCAUUGCCCUGGCUCUCCCAUUUUUCAUAUUAUUUGAAACGCUACAAUUCGGGCACAGUACUGUAACUCAUUGUUUUUUAAACUUCCCGUAUUUCUGGUUACCAAUCUUCGAUAUUAUAUCCGUAGCAAGUAUUACAGCCACUAUGGUCACAAGUUGGGUGAUGGUCUUCAUAGCGGCAACACCAAGCUCGGCGCACGAGGUGCCACAGGAAAAUGGCACCAAGGCACGCACAGCUUGGCGACUGCUUGUGGCCUUAACCAUCACCUUCACUACACUCCAUUUGCCGUAUGCAAUCAUCCAAACGCUACAUUUCUGCCAGAUUGUCCACGGGCCAACGAUGCUGAAACCGCAGGUCAUAAUAAACUCGCUUGUGUUUGUGAAUGCAGCAGUGAAUCCUCUGGUGUACCUGGCAGUGAUGCGCCACAGUGGUCAGGACUCACAUCAACACACUGACUCCAUCCCAAUCACUCUGCAGGGGACAGAGGAAGACAGAGACUUUUGAGCCACAUCUGCAAGUCACUUGCGACAGAAGCGUUGAAAUGAAACAUGGUUUCUAACGUGUUUUUUUUAACAGGAAAUACUAACGCCCAGCUGCCGGUAGUCAAACAGAUCCAUACGUCCCCAGUAGAAAUACAAAAAAAAAACAGUUUAUAAAUUAAAUAUUUUAGCUGUUACUUUAUUAUUAUAAUGUGUAUAAUUAUUGUUUGUAUUAUUAAUAUUAGAAAUUUUUCAAUUUUUAUUAUUAUCUCCAUUAAUAAUAUGCCUUUUAGCAUGCCCGCUAUUUUCAGUGUUGUGUGGGACAAUCACUACUGGGACAUGUACAAAAUAUUUGUACUGGGUCCAUUUACCUGUACAGAGUGUUUGCAUAGAUUGCAUAGAAUCUAAGAUUCCUUUCAACCCUCAGAUUUCAUGAAAUCUGUUAUCUGGGGUAUCUCUUUCUCUCUCUUAACGAACCAUAAAUGAUUAUUUUUAAUGUGCUAAUAGCUUUCCUAGUGUGGGUAGGCGCUCACGAGAAAUGCCACGUCCACUCACUGUAGGGUGCGCUGGGGAUCACCUUGCAAACGAUCACGUAUUUUUUUUUUUUAGAGAAACUCAUGAAACCUCAAAUUGAGAGAUUCGUCAUAGUCCAGGCUGCUUGGAACAUUUUGUUCUGCAGAGCUGAAUCCACUUUUUUUAUCUUUUUGGUGGGGGGUUCUCCUCCUUCUCCUCCUACUGUUUGUGGUUCUCCUUCUCCUUGUCCUACUGUUUGUGGUUCUCCAUCUCCUCCUUCUCUUCCUACUGUUUGGGAUUCUCCUCCUCCAAAAUGAGCUUGUAAUAACUGUAUUAUGUGCAUUCCUAUUGCUUGUGAUUCUCUUCUUCGUUCUUUUCCUGCUGUUUCUGAUUCUCUUCCUAUUUCUUCUCCUCCUACUGUUUGUGAAUCUCUUCCUGCUCCUUCUGCUCCUACUGUUUAUGAUUCUCUCCCUCCUCCUUUUCCUCUUACUGUUUGUGAUUCUCUUCCUCCUCCUUCUCCUCCUAUUGUUCGUGAUUCUCCUCCUCCUCCUUGUGAUUCUUUUGUUGUUUCUUCUUCUCCGACUUGCACAUAAAUGUUAAAUGUAAUGCUAGCAAAUGUGUCUGAGGAAUUAAUAUUCUUAGCCAACAUUUUACAUUUCACCUCAUUAUCACAGUCUUGGAGUUCAAGUUUCAUAACCACAAAUGGGGGCAGUGAAUUUUCUUUCACUGGGAAAUUAUCCGUAAAAAAUCCACAAUUAAAUAUAACUUGACUUGCAACAUGGGUACAUGAUAUCAACAAUUUGUUCAUGUCAAAUCGUUUUCCUUCCUUUUGUAAUUUUAUACGUGAUGCUUCUAAAUUGUUCUUUAAUUUGACAUCUUCUAUUUCAUUUAGAUCUGUAUAAAUAUCAGGUAUGAAAUUAUGGAAAUUCCAUGGAAAUAUUAAUAUAAUUGGAUUUUUUGUAUAAUAUCCCCUAUCAGUAUUAGAAUUUUUAUAUAGUUUAUGUACGUAAUAUACAGGAUAACCAUUGUUAAAGUAUUUGUGGAUUUUAUCAUAAUUACUAAGGAAUUUAUUAAAGGGUUGAAUUAUUGUCUUGUCAGUUUCGGCAGUAUUUUUAGGAUUAUACGAAAUUGGUGGUUUGGGAACAAUAAAGAUACCUUUAUAAGUUUUUAUGUGUUUGAUAAAUGGCGAGAAUAAUGAUUCUACAAGUUUGGAUUUCAUUUUGAAUUUUCGAAGUUCAGACGAAUCUGUUUGACAAACGAAUUCUUUUGUUUCUUGGGCGUAUUCUUUUGUUUCCUGAGGUAGUUCAGAGAAAUCUGCUUGACAGAUGGAGGAUUGUAAUAAUUCUCGAAGUAAUUCAUGAGGUAGUUGGACGGAUUCCAUUUGACUGAUGACGUGAGGAACGUCAGAGGACUCAUUUUCACUUGUUUAUAAUUCUCCUCCUCCUCCUUCUCCGGCGUCUUGUAAUUCUCCUCCUACCCUUUCUCCUGCGUCUUGUAAUUGUCCUCCUACCCCUUCUCCAGUAUCUUGUAAUUGUCCUCCUACUCCUGCUGCGUCUUGUAAUUCUCCUCUUACUCCUUCUCCUGCGCCUUGUAAUUCUCCUCCUACUCCUUCUCCUGCAUCUUGUAAUUGUCCUCCUCUGUGUGAUUCUUUUGCUGUUUCUUCUUCCCUGAUUUCCACAUUAAUGUUAAAUUUAAUGCUAGCAAAUGUGUCUGAGGAAUUAAUAUUCUUAGCCAAUAUUUUACAUUCCACCUCAUUAUUACCGUCUUGGAGUUCAAGUUUCAUAAUAACAAAUGGGGACAAGGAAUUCUCUUUAAUCGGAAACUGACUCAUAUAAAAUCCAUGAAGAUAUAUAUGAUGACUUGUUGCAUGGGUACAUGAAAUCCAUAACUUGUUCAUGUCAAUUAUUUUUCCUUGUUUAUAUAAUUUUGUAAAAUUGUUCUUUAAUUUGUUGUCUUUUAUUUCACAUAGACCUGUAUUAAUGUCAGGUGUAAAAUAAAAAAUAUUCCACGGAAAUAUUAAAAGAA
Procambarus clarkii (red swamp crayfish) is the source of this 3788-nucleotide messenger RNA. RefSeq names its product apelin receptor. Gene Ontology annotation, molecular function: G protein-coupled peptide receptor activity. Gene Ontology annotation, biological process: neuropeptide signaling pathway. NCBI's taxonomy places the organism in Eukaryota, Metazoa, Arthropoda, Malacostraca, Decapoda, Cambaridae. Gene Ontology annotation, cellular component: plasma membrane. The record is from RefSeq and is a predicted model, not a curated record.